CGCCGACAUUUGAUGCCAGCAAGUCUCGAGUUCAGAUCCGCCUCUGGGAUUGCACUAGAGCUUCGUCUUCUUGCGUUUCAAUCGUUCGAGAAAUCUGGACAGAAUGGAUUAUGGGAGCCUCAAUCACAAGCAGCUGAAGGAGAUGAGCAAAAAGGAGGGCCUCCCCACGAAGGGCAACAAACAAGAAUUAAUCGACGGGCUGGAGAAACUGCGGAAGCCUGAGAAUGCGGUUGUCGGUGCCAGUGCUUCGAAGAUCGAUUCUGCUGCCGAGCCUGCUGUUGCUGUUGUUGUCACGCCUCUUCCUGAUGUCGUCGAGCCGCCGGCCAUGGUUGUGUCUGACAGCGCUUUGUGUUCGGAGAUGGCACAGCAAGCAGCAGUCCCAGUGGCGUCCGCUCUUCGGGCUUCGAGCAGAGUUAGCAGACCCCGUAUAUGCACGAUGUGCGUCGGCUGUAGCCACCACCCAGUUCGCAUCGCCAUGAAGAAGCCGGCCGUGACGGAAGACAAGAGCAUUGGCGAACUGACUGAGAAACUUGCAAGCGUGAAUAUCAAGAUUUCGAGGGAACGGAAGGUCACAGUCGAUCAAGCCGCUAAGCCCACGAAAAUCUCCAAACCUCGGUCGGCAGCAGCAACUACCAGAGCUCCUCUGAAGGCGAAACCAAAUCAAGCCACUGGAGACAGCACAUGCGUCGCUCACGACGAUGCCAAACAGACGAAGGCUUCCAAGUCUACUGAAACUACGAAGAAGAUCGGUUCCAUGAAGCAUCUCGCUGCCGUGGGUGGCAAGGAAAAUUUGCCUUCCCAACUGGAGGCUGCGGUGACUACUGAGCGUCCUGGACGUAAGCUCCGAUCCCUGAAGCAAGUGACCGCGUAGGGCAUGCCUGAUGCACAUUCCCAUUGCUGCUUGAGUGCUUUCAGGUACGUGUAAACAAUGACUGGACCUUCGACGUCGAGAUCUUCGUGGCCUCGUUCGUUUUCGAUGGGAUUCUGGACUCAGCUGAAGUUUUGCGAUGCAUCCAAGUAAUUCACGAAGACAGAAGUCAGACAACACGGUCUGCAACAGUUCAAGCUCAGGUGUGAUGCACAUCCCAGUUCACCUUGCUCCCUCAGCAAGGAAUGUUCUGAACAUGGUACCAAUAUGGACUCCUCUAUCGCAGGAGGCACUUAUGUACAUUAUACAAUAUACACGGCAGUUAGACUAUAGCUUCACACCUUGUUUAUGUCUUUCGUCCCUCAAAGGGCAAAGCAUGCUGCUCAUGUUGUUUGAUACCAUCUCUACUCAUUGUGAGAAAUAUUGAUGGUAAACAUGGUAUCUUAGCAGAUUUUCCUCCAGCACUUAGGCGAGACAUGAUGAUAUCGGGUCCUGACUGGAUAUAUCGUCUGUCAGGUCGUGAGACUUCUUCACGUGACAUUGUACAUAAAACUACACUUCCAAACUGUUGUGGUCACCACAACAUGACGAAGUUGUCGUCUAAUAAAUGAGUAGAACAUAUUUUCCGGAC
Molecule: messenger RNA, 1499 nt
Organism: Marchantia polymorpha subsp. ruderalis
Lineage: Eukaryota; Viridiplantae; Streptophyta; Marchantiopsida; Marchantiales; Marchantiaceae
Source: the annotation of a GenBank genome assembly